CUAAGUAGUAAGUACUAACGCAUAAAGAUACCAUUAUACUCCAUCCAUUUGAUUCGCCUCAAUUAAUUAUUUUUUAUUGGAGCUUUUUUUUGUCAAAUGGAUCGACUAAAUUUGUAUACAAUGAAUGAGAGUAUGAGACUUGGUCACUCAUACUUGGAAAUUUGAGACUCCAAAUUUUGAUAUAGUCUCUUCUCUUCCUGUGGACCAACACAUUACUACAAUUGCAGAAAUCCAGCCAACACUUUCAUCUUGAAAUACUCCAUUAAAGUAUCUCAAUCUUCCCUUCUUUUUCUUCAUUUCACAAUACUCACACUACUAAUGUUGUUCUUUUAUGCAUUUUUUCAUCAUUUAUCCCACUUUUGAAAAAGGGUCUUGUUCAUACUAUUCAACUCUUCUUUCAAUCAUCUUUGGAGAACUCAGUGUGAUAGAUCUAGCUGCUUUAAGAAGUAAAAGUAGGGAUUUGGGUUUUCAAAGGAGUGAAGUGGGCCCAUCAAAUUCAUGGGGGGUUAUGAAGCUGAGCUUCCUGCAAAAAAUGCAGAAGGAGACCUUAUUGCAGCUGCUCAGCAUAUUGUUGCAGCAUUAGGGACUAAAAAAUUGUUAUCUCAAGAUGAGAGGAAGAUUCUGGUUGAUCUUCGUGCACAAUUGACCACUAUGACUAUGGUUGAUGAUCCGAAGACUGUUAAUGAGUCUAUUAUAAAGGGUGUUAGUGAGACUGAACAGUAUCUGAGUGUAAUUUCUGAUAAGAUCAUGAAUCGGGUUUCGGACGAAUCUAUGAUAUGGGAUUCUGGUCCUGAAGAUGUUUCUGAGUACCUAAAGGCGGUCGAUGAAGCACGCGCAUUGACCGAGAGAUUCGAGAGUUUAUGUUUGAGUAAGGAUGAUGAAGAAGUUGAGCUUUUAAGGAAAGCUCAUGAUGUUCUUCAGACUGCAAUGGCUAGACUCGAACAAGAGUUUGAGCACAUAAUAGUUCAGCAUAGCCAACCUUUUGAGCCGGAACACAUGUCGUUUCGCUCUAGUGAGGGAGAUGGUGCGGUUGGUAGUCCGUAUUCGUUGGAUGAUGACCCUUUGGAGGAUUCACUUCAAAGAGAGUCUGUUGGCAAAAACUUGGAAGAUUUCAUUGUCGAUUUAGUGCACCCGGAUGUAAUUCCGGACCUGAAAUGUAUUGCUAAUUUGAUGCUCGUCUCUAAUUAUGACCGAGAAUGUUCACGGGCAUUUGUUAAUUCUCGAAAACAUGCCCUUAGUAGAUGCCUCUUUGCCCUCGAAGUUGAGCCUCUAAGCAUAGAUGAUGUCCUCAAGAUGGAAUGGGCGAGCUUGGAUUCCCAAAUCAAGCGAUGGGUUUGGGCUUUUAAGAUCUUUGUGCGGGGCUAUCUUGCAAGCGAGAAGAGGCUAAGCGAUGAGAUAUUUGGUGGGUUUGGCUCGUUGAGUGAUUUGUGUUUCACUGAUUUAUCGAAGGCUGCUUUUAUGCAGAUGUUAAGUUUCGGAGAUGCUGUGGCUGUGAGCCCUCGGCAGCCUGAAAAACUGUUUCGAGUCCUUGAUAUGUACGAGGUUUUAGUUCAACUCCAACCCGAUAUAAACUCCUUGUAUACUGAUAAGGCUGUUAGGGAUGAGUUCUGUGAGGUUUUACGGAGAUUAGGUGAUGCAGUAAGGGCGACUUUUCUCGAAUUCAAGAACGCAAUUGCCACCAAUGCAUCGGUCAAUCCAUUUGCCGGUGGUGGGACCCAUCAUCUAACGAAGUACGUCAUGAACUACCUCAGGCUCCUCACUGAUUACCGAGACACUCUAAAUCAGAUCCUUGAAGACGCUGAAAGAGACGAAUCACUUUCUCCAUCAGCCGAAUCUGUUGCAUUUACCGAUGAACCGAAUCAAUUGGAUGGCUCUUUUGCUCCAAUGACUUUCCAUUUCCGAUCCAUGACAUCAGCGCUUAUAGCUAAUAUCGAUGAAAAGUCGAAGUUAUACCGGGAUGUCGCGUUGCAGCAUUUCUUCCUCAUGAACAACGUUCAUUAUAUGGCACAAAAAGUCAAAAACUCGGAGCUUAGAGACAUAUUUGGAGACGAUUGGAUCAAAAGGCACAACGGGAAGUUCCAGCAGCAGGCGAUGAAUUACGAACGAGCAACCUGGAGUUCAAUUCUAUCGCUUCUAAGAGACGAUGGAAUUCAAAAUUCCGGCUCAAAUUCAAGCACGAAAAACAUCUUAAAAGAAAGAUUGAGAAACUUUUAUGCUGCGUUCGAGGAAGUUUACAGGAAUCAAACUGGUUGGUUGAUCAAAGAUUCUCAACUUCAGGAAGAUUUACGAAUUUCAACGUCGCUUAAGGUGAUCCAAGCAUAUCGAACAUUCGUGGGGCGACACAGCAAUGAAAUCAGCGACAAGUACAUUAAGUACACUGCUGAUGAUUUGGAGAAUCAUAUAUUGGAUUUGUUUAGUGGAUCACAAAGAUCAUUGAAUAAUAUUUACAGAAAAUGAUGUGUUGAAUGAUAUAGAAUGUAUGUAUGAAUUUGGAACUAUAAUAUUCGAUGUAUUCUCGUUGUUUUGUUACGAGUAGAUAUUGUUGCAGAUAACGAAACGAUUUGGAUGUC
Messenger RNA from Amaranthus tricolor (Joseph's coat), 2570 nucleotides. RefSeq names its product exocyst complex component EXO70E2. The coding region runs from base 499 to 2457 and encodes 652 amino acids. Lineage: Eukaryota; Viridiplantae; Streptophyta; Magnoliopsida; Caryophyllales; Amaranthaceae. Gene Ontology annotation, biological process: exocytosis. Gene Ontology annotation, molecular function: phosphatidylinositol-4,5-bisphosphate binding. Gene Ontology annotation, cellular component: exocyst. The record is from RefSeq and is a predicted model, not a curated record. The transcript is spliced from 2 exons.